GCCAAAUGCAUCCAAGAAUAUAAUCACUGCAGUUUUCGUUUCAAUAUCAAUUCAAUCCUACUCGGAUUUUGGAUUCCGGUGGUAGCGAAGCAAACGCACCCAAAGUCAUGUCUCGGUGCAGCGAACGGUAGACAAACACUUGUCACAUUUCCAUGGCGGACAACGCGCUCCUUGCCUGUUGAUCUCUCUCGCGCUCGACAAAUUAGAUCAGACGCCGAGCUUGAGAUCAUGGGAUUUUCCAUGAUCCUGCAACCCCACAACGCCUCCUCCACACUCUCUCCCGCCUUCUCCAUCCAUUAUUCCGCGAACCGCCUCCACCAUGACCGCUUCUCGCCAGCUAUACUCUCGGAUUUCAGAACCCAACGGCUAGUUUCGGUCGCCUUCCACCCUCCAAACCAUGGACCCAUCAAGAGAUCCCUGCGAAGGCGCUAUAACUCCGCCGUCCGUGCUGCCGCCAAGGAAACCCCAGCCGAGGCCCUGCGGAGGAUCCUGGAGUCCCCCGGGAUCCAUCAAGGCCCUGCGUGCUUCGAUGCCCUCAGUGCCAAGCUGGUCGAGAGGGCUGGCUUCCAGUUCUGUUUUGUGAGCGGGUUUUCAGUAUCAGCUGCUAGGUUGGGGUUGCCAGAUGUGGGUCUUAUUUCCUAUGGUGAAAUGGUAGAUCAGGGAUACCAAAUUACCCAAGCGGUGUCGAUUCCCGUGAUUGGAGAUGGAGACAAUGGCUAUGGGAAUCACAUGAAUGUGAAAAGAACAGUCAAAGGUUUUAUUAAAGCUGGUUUUGCAGGGAUAAUUCUCGAAGAUCAGGUAUCACCAAAAGCAUGUGGCCAUACUCAAGGACGGAAAGUGGUCUCAAGGGAGGAGUCUGUGAUGCGCGUAAAGGCGGCUAUUGAUGCACGGAAGGAAAGUGGCUCUGACAUUGUGAUUGUGGCACGAACUGAUUCUCGCCAAGCAGCAUCUUUCGAGGAAUCACUAUGGCGAUCAAGAGCCUUUGCUGAUGCUGGGGCAGAUGUUCUUUUUAUUGAUGCGCUUGCUUCAAGAGAAGAGAUGAGGGCAUUUUGCGAGAUUACCCCUUUGCUUCCAAAAAUGGCCAACAUGCUUGAAGGUGGAGGCAAAACUCCCAUUUUGAACCCUAUUGAACUGGAGGAAAUUGGUUUUAAAAUUGUGAGCUAUCCACUAUCCUUAAUUGGAGUAUCGAUCCGAGCAAUGGAGGAUGCACUUGCUGCCAUAAAAGGUGGUCGUGUACCUUCUCCUGGGAGCUUGCCAUCUUUUGAAGAAAUCAAGGACACACUGGGUUUCAAUGAAUAUUAUGAAGAAGAAAAGCGAUACAGUAUCCCUCCUCCUCAACCAUCAUACAGAAGAGGCUAUUCUCCUGCUACCAGUACAAGGCCAACAACUCAAGAAUAUCCUGAACAGAGAGAAGACAGGCCAAGUGAUCCUGUUGUUGAAGUGCUAGCCCCAUACGUGUAUGACAACUUCAGUUCAGGUGAUUCGAGAGAUCGUAUGUCUGGAAUAUGGUCUCGUACACUGAGACUGAAAAUCACUGGAAGGAAUGGACUUGAAAAGCUCGAUGUCAGAAUUCCUGCCGGGUUCUUAGAAGGAAUGUCAAGAAUAAUACCAGGCUUGGGAGGUGUUAAUAUCAUCGAAAUGUUAGAGGAUGCCUCUAUAGAAGCGGGUGAUGGCCCUCAAAGUGGGAAGAUACUGCUAGAUUUUAAUGAUGCAAUGGGAGAUAGGAUUCAGGUGUUCAUUGAAUGAGCUGAACUUAUGAACUAAAGUUUUGGUCCUCAGUUUGCUUCUGCAGCAUUGUUCGCCCCCCGAAGCACAUGCGAGGCUCGGAAUGAAUCAAACUCUUCCACAAGUGGCAAACAUUUCAGAUUAGUAGGUACAGAUCUGACCUGGCAUGCCCGCUCUGGAUCCAGCCGUUUACUGUGGCCAAGUUUUCUUUUUUCGCUCUCUCUUUUUUCAACCUUUUUCUUUAUAUACAUCCUUUGUUCAUGCCUCUCAUGCAUGCACAUCCAGCCUACCUAUUAUCUUUUUGUUAAAAGAUUUUUAUCAAGGAGCACAGAGAUUGUAUCAUACUCAAUUCCUCCAACGCCAUCUCUCUUGGUAUGUAUUUGAUGCAUGGUAGUGAUCACUUUUAAGCAUACAAUUGACCAUUUUGCUAUACCAUUAUGGAUGACUUAGAAUCUUUUGUUUUC
Messenger RNA from Phoenix dactylifera (date palm), 2189 nucleotides. The record is from RefSeq and is a predicted model, not a curated record. Lineage: Eukaryota; Viridiplantae; Streptophyta; Magnoliopsida; Arecales; Arecaceae.